This is a messenger RNA of Sinocyclocheilus anshuiensis, 909 nucleotides long. Its product is annotated as putative nuclease HARBI1. The record is from RefSeq and is a predicted model, not a curated record. The transcript has a single exon. Bases 1 to 909 code for a protein of 302 amino acids. Lineage: Eukaryota; Metazoa; Chordata; Actinopteri; Cypriniformes; Cyprinidae.
AUGGAGAGACGGGACACAAACUUCCGCGUGUGUGUACCUCUAAAGAAAAGAGUAGCCAUCGCACUGUGGAAGCUUGCAACCGGCGCUGAGUACAGAAGUGUUGGACAUCUUUUUGGUGUAAGCAUAACAACUGUGUGUCGGUGUGUUCAGGAGUUCUGUGCAGCAGCAGAAACCCUGUUGGUACCAGAGCAAAUUCGUUAUCCAGAUCAGGAAAAGUUUAAAGAAAUGGCUGCCUACAUUGAGAACAGGUGGGGACUCCCACACUGUAUUGGUGCUAUUGUUGGAUCACACAUCCCCAUCAUAGCGCCAGAGGAAUAUCACUGUGACUAUUUCAACCAUAAAGGCUGGCAUUCCAUCAUCCUUCAAGGUGUUGUGGAUGGAAAGGGACUUUUCUGGAAUGUUUUCACAGGACUGCCUGGAAGCCUGCAUGAUGCUCGGGUUUUGAGACUGUCAACACUGUGGGAGUUGGCAAGCCGUGGAAACCACAUACCAGCUAACACCAGAAACAUAGGUGGGGUGACUGCUGGCUACUACAUCCUAGGAGACUCUGCCUAUCCCUUGCAGAACUGGCUCUUAAAACCAUUCAUUGACACUGGACACCUGACAGCAGAACAGCAGGUCUACAACAUGAAAAUCUGCAGAGCACGCGUAGUUGUUGAAAAUGCCUUUGGUCGAUUAAAAGGAAGAUGGCGAUGCCUCAUGAAAAGAAAUGACUGUGCUGUCAACCUUGUGAAAUCCAUGGUGCUGACAUGUUGUGCUCUACAUAACCUUUGUGAGAGUCAUGGAGAGGCCUAUGUGAAUGCUUGGGAUUUACCACCAGCAGCAGAGACCGUGGUGGCAGUGCCACAGGCUGUAGAGGAGGAGGGCAGGGAUGUUCGUGCAGGUCUGAUGCGUUACUUGAAUAGUUAA